AUGGCAUGUACUGCCCAAAACCGGUAUAUGUUCGUCGAGUACUCGGCUCCCGCCCCCCCAGUGAAAGGUCAGAAGAAACGUCGAGGCGGUCCAAGUGAAGUUCGAGCGCAUAUCACCAAGGAAUUUCAUCGAAGACUGAGAGUCAAACGAUUAGACGCAUUGAAAGGAACCGUGCCUUUACCAGAAAGACCCAAAGUUGCCAACCCGACAAUUGAACAGGAAGACGAGGAACAAGACUGGAAGCACUCUGGCACAAGAUCGCCAUCGAUCCAUACGCGACCUGCUUCACCCAACAAAAAUAUUCCGCCCGAAUUGUAUCUCUCCCGUCGCCUUCGGACUGUUUUGGGAGAGGGGAGAAUGGACCCAUUUGAUGUAUUACCGGCUCAUCGAAUGCCUCUCUUCAUUCACAUGGUUCUCGAUCAUGCUUUGGCGCACUCGUGGCCAAACACCGUUCCGACCAGGUCACCGGCCGUCAUGAACCCAGUCAAAAGCGCCUGGCUGAAAUGUGCCAUGGAAUGGCCAGUUGCUUUUCAUGCAUUCAUCUACGCAACGACUCUGCAUCUGUUAUGCGCGUAUAAUGGUCGCGAGUUGAUUGACUCGGCGCCCGUACUUCGGCUCUCCCACAAGGUCGAAACCAUCAAGCUGGUCAACGAGCAACUUCACAAUCUGAAUGGUCUGCCAUCUGAUGCGCUGAUCAUGGCUGUGACAAUUCUGGCGAUUCAUGGGACACGAGACGCCACCGCAUAUCCCCAAAUCCAUCCCGCCUCUCCCAUGGCGGAAGCCCAAAACCUUCACGUCUACGGAAACAUGGUCAACGAAGAAGAACAUGUCCCAGCUAUUUUGUGGCUGAUCAUGCAAAAGGGAGGGCUGGACGGGAUUGAAUUGUAUGGAAUGGCGGAUACCAUGGCAUUAUGCGACUUGUACUUUGCGUCAAAGUAUGCGUACAGGCCAACAUUUCCAUUACGACGUCCGCAUCAAUCCCUUGUUGUAACCGGCAAGCACUUACUUGAUGCCCCGGCCAUCGAGUUGGACUCCAAGCUGGGACGUGGAUUCAGAUAUUUCCGAUCCACUCCUGCUGGGCGAGAACUGCUCGACGUCCUAGAAUCCUUUUGCGAAGUUACCACCGCUUUGGAUCACUACUACCGAGGAGGACCCACGGCGCCAGAGCUGAUUGAUUUGAUAGAAGCUCGCAAUUCGUCGCAGCAUCGACUUUUAUCACAAAUUCCAGCUGAACUGGAUCUGUCGGACCUAGAGAUGUGUCUUCAUCAAGCAAUCCGGCUGGCCGCAUUAAUCUUCAGUGACAUGGUCCUUUUCCCGUUGCCCGAAGCCCAGCAAGUGAAGCAGAGGCUGGCCCCGAUGUUAAGGCAAACUCUUGAAGCUUGCCGCUUCCUGCAAUCUUGGGAGUUAAAUGCUCAGGUGCUAGUUUGGGCUCUGGUGCUAGGCGGCAUUGCCACAAGUUUCUCGAAUGGCCAAGUUUGGUUUAUCGACCAGCUGCUGCAACAACUGUCGGCUCUACAGGUUCUAGAAUGGUCGACACUCGAAUCAAUUUGCUCGAAGUUUUUGUGGUGGAAGCCGGUAUGCAGCGAACCGGGGCAGCGGCUUUGGAAGGAGAUGUUUCCACCCACCCAUGAUACUUGA
Molecule: messenger RNA, 1638 nt
Organism: Rhinocladiella mackenziei CBS 650.93
Lineage: Eukaryota; Fungi; Ascomycota; Eurotiomycetes; Chaetothyriales; Herpotrichiellaceae
Exons: 3
Coding region: 1-1638 (545 amino acids)
Source: RefSeq, a predicted model, not a curated record